CCACCCCCAGCACAGAGCCCUGUGAUGGGCACAGAGCCCUGGGGUGCCCACAACCACGAGAGCCCCUCUCCAAGGUGGAAUCAGCUCCAUGGAUCCCUGUCCAGCAGAGGACAACAGAGAUGGAUAAGAAGAGGAAGCCCAAGUCCCAGUGCUCCAGCCCCUUGCCCAGCUGGCUGGCAGACGACACACCCAGGAGGGGGCUGUCCCAGUGGGAAGAAGAUUUGACACUUCAAGAACUCUAUGAAUGGGAAGAAGAAGUGAGAGUCCGAGAACCUUCCCAACGGAGAGGCCGGAGACGCCGAGAGCUCUACAAAUUUGAAGAAGACGUGAGAGUCCGAGAACUUUCCCAGUGGAGUUGUGGGAGACACCCGGAGCUGUACCAACGGGAAGAAAGUGUGACAGUCCAGGAGCUGCACGAAUGGGAAGAAGGUGGUGUGAGAUACCACGAGGUGACCCAGUGGGAAGAACGUGUGACAGUCCAAGAGCUGCCCCAAAGGGAAGGUGUGAGUUACAAAAGGCUGUCUCAGGGGGGAGCUGAUGUUGGUUACAGCAGUUGGGACAAACCCGUGAGUGCUGGGGACACCCUGGCUGUUCCCCAGGAGAGGCCCAGCUCUCCCAGCAGUGUGGGCACAGCAGUGGCAGCAGAGGCAGCCCAGGACCUGCCCAGUCCAGCUCCUGCCCCGCUGAGUCCCACAGAGGCUGAGCCAGCAGCUCCUGUCCCAGAUGGAGCUGCUGAGGAGGAGGAGCCCCAGGAGCCUGUGGCUCCUGAGGAGACAAAGGCAGAAGGUUCUCCAAGCUUUGGGGAGCUGGUGCCAUCAGCAAGGACAGAGAGCCUGGUCCCUGCCCCACAGAGCCCCUCAGAGGGCAGCCAGGCCCUGCUGGGCACUGGCCAGAAAAUCACCCCUGAGAUCGUGAGCAAGGCUGAGCUUGUGAUGCAGGGAUCUGAGCAGCAGCUGGAGGAACAGGGAGCCAUGGAAGAAAGCACAGCUGCAGAAAUGCAAGAAACAGCUGCAGGGACACAGAACCCGGUCCCUGCCCCACAGAGCCCCUCAGAGGGCAGCCAGGUCCUGCUGGACAUGGCUGAGCUCAUGACCACUGAGAUCCUGAGUGCGGCUGAACUUGUGAUCCAGGGAUCUGACCAGCAGCUGGAGGAACAGGGAGACCUGGAACAAAGCAUGGGUGCAGAAGUGCAAGAAAGAGCAGCAGAGACACAGAACCCAGUCCCUGCCCCACAGAGCCCCUCAGAGGGCAGCCAGGUCCUGCUGGACAUGGCUGAGCUCAUGACCACUAAGAUCUUGAGUGAGGCUGAACUUGUGAUCCAGGGAUCUGAGCAGAAGCUGGAGGAAAAGGAAGAUGUGGAACAAAGCACAGCUGCAGAAAUGCAAGAAAGAGCAUCACAGAUAGAGAGCCCAGUCCCUGCCCCACAGAGCCCCUCAGAGGGCAGCCAGGCCCUGCUGGGCAGUGACCAGCAAAUCACCCCUGAGAUCCUGAGUGAGGCUGAGCUUGAGAUCCAGGGAUCUGAGCAGCAGCUGGAGGAACAGGGAGCCAUGGAACAAAGCACAGCUGCAGAAAUGCAAGAAAGAACAUCACGGAUAGAGAGCCCAGUCCCUGGCCCACAGAGCCCCUCAGAGGGCAGCCAGGUCCUGCUGGACAUGGCCGAGCUCAUUGCCACUGAGAUCCUGAAGAAGGCUGAGCUUGAGAUCCAGGGAUUUGACCAGCAGCUGGAGGAACAGGGAGACAUGGAACAAACCGGGGCUACAGGAAUGUUAACAACAGGGACUGCAGACAGGCCGGAGAGCCUGGACUCUCUCCCACACAGCCCCUGCUGCCUCUCCUCCCCUGUGUUCACCUAUGUGGAACCCAAGGCCCUCAGUGGGCAGCAGGCAGGGGGAGAAGGGGGGGCAGUCCUGGCAGUCCAGGAGACCGAGGAGGGGGCGUUUGCCGAGGAUGAGAACAACUGGAAAUUCUACGACGAGCUGGAGCUUUGCAAGUGGCAGGAUGAGAAAGAAGUCGAUAGCUACCAGUGGGAAGACGGCAUCGGCCAAGAGCUUUCCCAGGAGGAAGACUGCAUUGGCCAAGAGUUGUCUGAAAGGGAAGUUAAGAGACACUCAGAGCAGUCCCAGCGUGGAGAUGACAGUGACAGGGAGCUGUCACUGGAGGACUGCGAAUGUGUGACCGCCCGCAGCACCCAGGAGGAGGACGAGUGGGAAGAGUUGGGUGUCCUGGAGCUGUCCCAAGGUCAAGGCACGGAACACAGGCUGGGAAUCCUUGCGGAAGAGGGGCUCCCAGUGCCCGUCCCUCGCGAGGCGUGGGCUGAGUGCCAGGCGCCCGCCCCAUGCUCAGUGGGGCCAGUCUGUGCAUCCACUCCCCAGCCGGAGGCCCAGGCCCCCCGAGGGGCUGCAGCUCCUCCCACCUUGGACAGGCAGGUGGCAGAGGCAGGGACACAGACCCAGGGCCCCUCUAGUUUCUGGCGGGUGCUCGGGGCUCUGCUCAGGCUGUUCCACGCCUGCAGGCCGGGACAGCCCCAGGAUUAGGCCCCGCUCCAGCGCCGGGCCAGGCCUGGACAGAGCAGCUGGCCCGGAGCCUGCCCUGCACCCCAAGGGCACUGCAUGCACAUGUUCCUGCAGGAUGACCAAUCCCUGGCUGCUUGGGAUCACUCCAAGUGGAUCUCACCGAGACCAAACAGUUUCCGACGUGGCAGCGCCAAACCAGCGCCGAUGGGGGCCGGCUCGUGCCAGGGUGGCUCAGCGGGGAACCACAGGGAAUCCUCAAGGCUGGCAGAGACCUUCAGGAUCACCCAGUGCCACCGUCCCCCAGCACCACCAGAAUCACCCCGAAACCACGUCCCCAAGGGCCACAUCCAGGUGCUUCUCCAACACUUCCAGAGACACCACUGACCACCUUCCGACUCCACCACUGACCAGCGACACCUCCUCAAUUCCUGACUGCUCCUGCUGUUAGGAAUGAGCCAACCCAGGACAUAUUGCUCCCAGAACCUCCCUGCAGGACUGCCACGUCCACAGCUAUUCCACAGCAAAUGAAAGUUGGCUAAAAUAAAUAAUUGUUAUAGCAAAUUAUUAAAAAACAAUAAAUUAAAAAUAAAAUAUAAUAAAAAAA
Pseudopipra pipra is the source of this 3117-nucleotide messenger RNA. RefSeq names its product zinc metalloprotease ZmpB-like. The transcript has a single exon. Lineage: Eukaryota; Metazoa; Chordata; Aves; Passeriformes; Pipridae. The record is from RefSeq and is a predicted model, not a curated record. The coding region runs from base 120 to 2534 and encodes 804 amino acids.